This is a messenger RNA of Closterium sp. Naga37s-1, 2304 nucleotides long. The record is from the annotation of a GenBank genome assembly. NCBI's taxonomy places the organism in Eukaryota, Viridiplantae, Streptophyta, Zygnematophyceae, Desmidiales, Closteriaceae.
AUGUCGAUUUCACGUGCUGCUCUCGCUGUCUCUCUCCUUGUGUGUUUCACCGCGCUUCUCGCUCCUCCCGGGGCGUUCGUCUCCGCGCAAAACGCUUUCCUCGUAGCGAAAGCCAAGACGCUUCGCGCCGCGGCAAAUCAGACUGCAGCGGACCUGAAAGCGGCGCAAGCGGACGCCGCAACACAAGCAGCUGAAGUCGCCGCCGCCAACCGAACUCUGUCCGAUCUGCAGGGUCCGGACCCGGCUCUCAACGACCGCAUUUCAAUGAUCGCCGAAAUGAAUAACAGCGUCGCCGAUGCGCAGUACGAUCUCGACAUCGCAAACAAAAUCCUCGUUCUCCGGAUCGCGGAUCUCGCGGCGUUUCAGGCCGAUCCGUCAACGCACCCGCAAAUCCCGGCGGCACAGAAGGCGGUCAAUGACGCGAGUCGGCGCGCGCGGAUGACGUCAAUGCUGCUAGAGGAAUGGCGGCUCGUCGUGCAAGAGUCCGCGGACGCGGAAAAAGACGCGGAAAAGGCCGUGAAGGUCAACCCGACUUCGCUGAUGGCACAGGCGGCGCUCGUGGAAGCGCAAUUUUAUCGCCAAUCUGUGGAGGAUGUGCUCCCGGAUAUUGUGGCGCAAGAUGCGCGCGCGCAAGCGCGUCUGGAUCGCGUUCAGAAGGAAUUGCUCACUCUGCUCUCGCAGGGUCCCCAGGGAGAGAGCAUUUUCCAAAUGGCAGUGGACGAUGCGAGAGGCGCGGUUAGCGCCACGCGCCUGGUGUACGAGAGCGCGGUUGCGGCAGUCGCUGACGCGCAAAAGGCCCUUGGCGACUACCUGACGAGUAAGGCAAAUGCGGUUACUGACACGAAGGCGCGUUUGGCGAAGGCGAAGCAGAGCCAGGCUGUCGCUGACAAGAAAAUCUACGUCAGCAGGCGGAUGACAGGUGGACGCUCGGUGGUGAUGACCGCCACGGAUCCGAGCCACGUGGCGCGCGGAGAGUCGACCACGAAGGAAAAUUCAGCCCAGCCGUUCGCAGAGAAGGAGGGUGUGAUUGAAGGGAAGGCCGUUUUAGCGAAGCCAUCGCAGCUGCCUCCAGAGCCUCCUAAUAAACUUACGGAGCUCUUUAAUAAGGAGGGGCAAUCCCUGUGGAUUGACAACCUGACGCGCGAUUGGGUGGCGUCGGGUCAUCUCAGGGAGCUGGUCCGACGUGGCAUCAGAGGCAUCACCAGCAAUCCUACUAUUUUCGAGAAGGCGAUAAGUGGGACUGACGUGUAUGACCAGCAGCUCCGGAACAUUUUGUUCCGCGAGGGGGUGCUGCUGGGGGGAGGGAUGUUGGAGAGCCAUGGGGAGGUGGAGAGGGGGGUGGCGGAGGGCGCUUACUGGGAGAUGGUGAAGCAAGAUAUCGGCACUGCUGCUGCUUCGUUAGAAGAGCUGUUCCGCGAAUCUAACGGUGGCGAUGGGUUCGUCUCCCUUGAAGUCUCGCCGAAGCUGGCCUACGACACGGCAGGUUCGGUGUCGCUGGCUCGGGAGCUCCACGCCGACCUGGCUCGGCCGAACCUGAUGGUCAAGAUCCCUGCCACCGAUCCUGGUGUGGCUGCUAUUCGAGAGAUGAUUUCCCGCAUGAAGAACAUCAAUGCCACUCUCAUCUUCUCUCUGACGCGCUACGGCGAGGUGAUGGAGGCUUACGUGGCAGGCCUGGAGGACGCCGUGGCAGCUGCCAACGUGGCAUCUGAGCUGUCAGCAGCCGUGUCUGACUCAGAAGCAGGCGCCCUGCCACGUGUCAACCUCUCCUCAGUCUCCUCUGUGGCUUCGUUCUUCGUCUCUCGGGUCGACAGCGCUGUUGACAAGCGUCUCAAGGCCAUCGGCACGGAGGAUGCUCGGGCUCUGCUGGGCAAGGCAGCAGUGGCACAGGCCGUGGUGGCUUAUGACAUGUUCAAAACCAAGUUCAGCGGUCCCAGGUGGAAGGCGUUGGAGCAGCUGGGGGCACGGGUGCAGCGGCCAUUGUGGGCGUCAACGGGAGUGAAAGAUCCAUCGUAUCCGGACACAAAGUACAUCGACGCUCUGAUUGGUCCGCACUCUGUGAACACCAUGCCUGACGCCACCCUGCUUGCGUUUGCGGACCAUGGGGAGGUGAAGCGCACUGUAGAUGCUGACGUGGAUGCUGCCUAUGGUGCGCUGGAUCGUCUUAAGGCUGUGGGAGUGGACAUGGAGGAAGUUGCCAAGGAGCUGGAGGCCGAUGGCGUUGCCAAGUUUGCAAAGUCGUUUGAUGACCUGCUUGCUGCUCUUCAACGCAAAGCCACCAUGAUACGCGGGGCAAGCAUCAACUAG